ACUUCCGGGUUGUCAGAGCAGAAAACAAGAGGGGCAACAACAACAACACGCCCACGACACCGAGCAAAGCGGAUUAAAGUCCCGCAGAGAUGGCAGGGGAGGCUGAGAACGGGAUACCAGAAUCAGGAGCAGUUUUCACUUUUGGAAAGAGCAAAUUUGCCGACAACAUCCCAAGUAAAUUCUGGCUUAAGAAUGACGUCCCCAUAAAGAUAGCCUGCGGGGACGAACACACCGCCUUAAUAACAGAAAAUGGGAAACUCUUCAUGUUUGGCAGCAACAACUGGGGCCAGCUUGGUCUGGGGUCCAAAGUGACUGUGAACAAGCCUACUUGUGUCAAAGCUCUAAAGUCUGAGAAAGUUCAGCUCGUGGCCUGUGGAAGAAACCACACUCUCAUCUGCACAGCUCAGGGAAAAGUGUUCGCCUCGGGCGGGAACAGCGAGGGUCAGCUGGGGCUCGGCGACUGCGAGGAGAGGACAGCCUUCCAGAGGAUCGCCAUCUUUGAUUCACACGGACCAAUCAAAAUGCUCGCUGCCGGUUCCAACACCUCCGCUGCUCUCACAGAGAGCGGUAAACUGUUCAUGUGGGGCGACAACACGGAGGGUCAGAUCGGUUUGGGGAAGGAGAGCCACGCCUCCUCGCCACAGGAAGUCAACGUGGGACGACCAAUCAGCUGGGUGUCCUGCGGAUACUACCACUCUGCCUUAGUGACGGUCGACGGAGGUCUGUACACGUUUGGCGAGCGAGACAGCGGCAAACUGGGUCUGGGCACGGACCAGCUGGCCCGGCACAGAGUCCCUCAGCUGGUGAAGAGCAUCAAGGAGCCGGUGAUACAGGUGGCCUGCGGAGGCGGACACACGGUGGCGCUCACAGACGACGACGUGUUCACGUUCGGUCUCGGUCAGUUCGGACAGCUCGGUCACGGGACGUUUAUCUUCGAGUCACGGCUGCCGCGGCCCGUCGAGCACUUCAGGAAGGGACGAGUGUGUCAGGUGACCUGUGGAGAGAACCACACUGCUGUCGUCACAGACUGCGGUUUGCUGUACACGUUUGGAGACGGCAGACACGGCAAACUGGGCCUGGGAGAAGAAAACUUCACUAACCAGUUUAAACCAACUCUGUGUCCGCGGUUCCUCAAGUACAACGUUCAGGCAGCGACGUGCGGCGGCUGUCACAUGGUGGUGCUGGCGCGGCCGAGGGAUCCCGAAUGCGGCGAUGUGAUUUUGGAGGACGACGACGUGACGGAAGAUUUCCUGGAGAAGCCGUGCGUGGAGCUGCUGGGGGGGACGGCUGACUCCUCCACCCUGCAGAGGAGCCUCUCUGCUCGGGUUCGCAGGAGGGAGAGGGAAAGAUCUCCGGACCAGUUCGGUGCCAUGUUCCGCACGCUGCCCGCCAUGAUGUCUGGCUACCUUCACCCUCCGCUGCCCAUCUCCAGCCAGACCAUCCCGCCUAGACUGCCUCCGCCUGAGCUGAGCCACAGAAAGACAGGGGGCGAGACAGACAGCGUUGUGGAGAGCCUGACCGACACCGACAGCGUUAAAGGCCUGGGAGACACCACAGACUUCCUCAACAUGACACAUGUGAUGAAGAUGGACCCCAGUGAUAAAACACUCACUCUGUCUCCAGUUCAGAAGAGAAAGGGUAAGCAUGGUAAAGGGCAGAAAGAGAACCAAAAAAAGGAGAGAAAGCUCUUGAAGGAGAGCAGUUUCUCUUCCACUUCCCCGUCUCAGAAGAGCGAGACUGUUUCUCCUCGCCGGGCGUUACCCACUGAGCUCCUGAGGGGCCACAACGCUCGCUCUCUGGCCUCUCAGAGCUCACAGAGACAGAAAACAGCCAUCCAGAACAAAGAGAAUCUGAUCAUGGCCAUAGAAGAUCUGCAGAGGACACCCAGUAAAAACAAACCUCCGAGUGUAGGGGACAUUAGGAAGGCAGCGUCCAAACAGCGGCUCAGGCAUGUUCAGGGGAAAAGCCAGCUGAUAGAGGUUGGCAGGAAGCUGCUACCAGACUCUGAACAAAGUCCUGAACCAAAAAAGACAGAAUCUGAAUCUGAAUCUGCGUUGGCCAAAGUGAAGCAAGUGCAGCCUCAACCUGUCAGGGUGAAAAGCAAACCGAUAGUUGUGCAAAGUCAACGUGCAGGAGUUAGCUCGCCAGGGAAACGCAGUCGCACAGACUCACCUGAGUUUCAUCUGAGUGACGCCUUGAAUGAAGAGAGCUUACGUAGCCCUCGGCUGCUCUCUGAGGUGAAAAAAAACUCAGAUGAGAAAAACAAAAAAGAGGCUCAGUCAAAAAAAGGCUCUAGAGUGGCAACACAAAAACAGAAAGGGGCGUCAGACCUCGGCCUGCUCGCUGGAGCAGCCUCUCUCGCAGCGGGAUCGGUAUUAAUGCACGAGGUGGCCUCCAGAAGACGUUUUAGCUCGGCGUCGCCAUCCCCAUCCGAGAGCAGCCGGGGCAUCCUGAAAGACAGCAUCACAAAAUCCCAGAGCGAGGAAUCUGAAUCCUACGCUGCCGAUUUUAGCAACAAAUCUGCGAUCAGCAUCAACAUCAUACCUGCAGCUGAGAGUCAGGACGAGAAGGAAACGAGUCCGGAUGAAAGUGAGGAGGAGAGUAAGGAGCAGACGCACUCUGCAAUGGGCAAACAGGAGGAGGAGGAAGAGGAAGGGCAGAGAACGAGUGCAGAAGUAAGCGAGCAAGAGGAGGAGGAGGAUGAGGAGGAUGUCAGUAACAGUGUCGAGAAAGUAACAGAAGAAGAAGAAGAAGAAGAAGACAAAGACAGUGACACUCUUCAACCAGAAGAUGAGUCAGAAACUGAUGUAGAUGAGGAGGAAGAUGAGAGUGGUGCUGAGGUAGAGGAGGAGGAAGAGGAGGAAGAGGAGGAAGCGAGCGGAGCGGCAGGAAGUGAAAGUGUAGACGAGACUGAGGAGAAAGAGAGCAAAGGCAGUGAUGUAGAGGAGGAAGAGGAGGAGGAGGAGGAAGAAAACGAGAAAGGGUUGAGUCAGGAGAUAGAAAGCAAAGGAAGAGAGUCUGAAAAUUAUGAGGAAGGUGAGGAAGAAGAGGGGGAUUUGGAAAGCGAGGGUGAGGAAGAGGAGGGUGAAAGUGAGUCUUUAAAGUCCUCGGAGGAGAGAGGGGAGAGUGAGGGUGAGGGUGAGACAGAGGGAGGAGAAGAGGAGGAGGAGGAAGAGGAGGAGGAGACCUUUCACACUCAGGCGGGGCUCGCUUUCUUCUUCCAGUCUUUGUAA
Molecule: messenger RNA, 3233 nt
Organism: Morone saxatilis (striped sea-bass)
Lineage: Eukaryota; Metazoa; Chordata; Actinopteri; Moronidae
Gene: rpgrb
Product: retinitis pigmentosa GTPase regulator b
Exons: 15
Coding region: 90-3233 (1047 amino acids)
Source: RefSeq, a predicted model, not a curated record